AUGAGACUGAGGAGACAGAGGAGGAGAGACAGGAAGAGACAGAGGAGGAGACAGAAGAGGAGACAGAGGAAGAGAGAGAGAGGACACAGAGGAAGAGACAGAGGAGGAGAGAGAGAGGAAGAGACAGAGAGGAAGAGACAGAAGAUGAGACAGAGGAGACAGGAGAAGAGAGAGGAGGAGACAGAAAAGGAGACAGAGGAGGAGAGAGAGAGAGGAAGAGACAGAGGAGGAGACAGAGGAGGAGAGAGAGAGGAAGAGACAGAAGAUGAGACAGAGGAGACAGGAGAAGAGAGAGGAAGAAACAGAGGAGGAGAGAGAGGAAGAAACAGAGGAGAAGAGAGAGAGGAAGAGACAGAAGAGGAGACAGAGGAGGAGAGAGAGAGAGAGGAAGAGACAGAGAGGAGACAGAGGAGGAGACAGACGAGGAGAGAGAGAGGAAGAGACAGAAGAUGA
Knipowitschia caucasica is the source of this 453-nucleotide messenger RNA. NCBI's taxonomy places the organism in Eukaryota, Metazoa, Chordata, Actinopteri, Gobiiformes, Gobiidae. The record is from the annotation of a GenBank genome assembly.